Truncatella angustata is the source of this 1440-nucleotide messenger RNA. Its product is annotated as kynureninase 1. The coding region runs from base 1 to 1440 and encodes 479 amino acids. Gene Ontology annotation, molecular function: kynureninase activity; pyridoxal phosphate binding. Gene Ontology annotation, cellular component: cytoplasm. The record is from RefSeq and is a predicted model, not a curated record. The transcript is spliced from 3 exons. NCBI's taxonomy places the organism in Eukaryota, Fungi, Ascomycota, Sordariomycetes, Amphisphaeriales, Sporocadaceae. Gene Ontology annotation, biological process: NAD+ biosynthetic process.
AUGAGUGCUGUGCAAGACCAGGCGCCGCCUCUGGAUCUCCAUGCGCAAGCCCAUGCGCUAGAUCAGGAUGACGGCCUAAAGCACCUCAGAGAUGAAUUCGUGAUACCAUCGAUUGCGGACAUAAAGAGCAAGACGAUACAGAAAGAUGCCAUCGUUCCUGGCCAGAGUCAAACGGAAGAUGCCACGUCAUGCACGUAUCUUUGUGGCAAUUCCCUAGGUCUUCAACCAAAGCGGACAAGAGUCCGUCUUGAACAGUAUCUUGACACAUGGGGUACCCAGGGAGUCCAGGGUCACUUCAAACCGCUCGAAGACUCUCCUUUACCAACUUGGCUCGACGCAGAUGCUCACGUCGCUCAGAAAUUCGCGCCCAUCGUUGGCGCGGAUGAGUCGGAGGUUGCAGUCAUGCAAACUUUGACGGCUAAUUUGCAUCUUUUGAUGACGGCCUUCUAUCAUCCUGACCCUAAGGGCAAGCAUAAGAUCAUUCUGGAGAGUAGGGCUUUUCCAAGUGAUCAUUUCGCCGUCCUUAGCCAGAUUUAUCACCAUGGUCUUGAUCCUGCGACAUCGAUGGUGACAGUAGAGGCACCUUUGUCUGAGGAUAAUGUCUUCAGCACUUAUGAUGUUCAAGCUCUUAUAUCGAAGCAUGCUGAAGACACCGCUUUGAUCCUGCUUCCAGGUAUACAGUACUACACAGGCCAGCUUCUGGACAUCCCUACCAUCACUGCAUUCGCGCACAAGCACGAUAUCUUCAUCAUCUGGGACCUUGCCCAUGCAGUUGGGAACGUACCCCUUCAUCUGAAAGAUUGGGAUGUGGAUGCAGCGGCAUGGUGCACUUACAAGUAUCUGAACGGCGGACCGGGCUGCAUUGGAGGCAUGUUCAUUAAUUCCAGGAACAGCCUUGUUUCUACUCAAAUCACAGACCCAAACCCAGAACGAGGUUAUGGUAAGAGGUUAUCAGGGUGGUGGGGUAAUGAUAAAGCAACACGAUUCGUGAUGGAUACGAAGUUCCACCCGGUCAAGGGAGCCGCUGGGUUUCAGCUCAGCAACCCUAGCAUACUCGAUAUCACGAGCUUGGGCGCUUCGCUGGAGGUGUUUGAGCUUGCCGGAGGUGUUACUGUGCUCAGAGAGAAGUCAAAGAAGCUCACGGCUUUUCUUGAGCAAUGUCUAGCUUCUAUGCCGGACAAAGCGAAAAAGUUGUUCCGUAUCAUCACGCCAACAGACCCUGAACAGCGAGGAGCUCAGUUGAGUUUGCUCCUGCAGAAGGAUAUGCUCCAUACGGUCAUGAAGGAGCUCACUGACCGAGGGGUCAUCGUGGAUGAGCGCCAACCAAAUGUGGUGCGCGUGGCUCCAACUCCUCUGUACAACUCGUUCAAGGACUGCGUCGACUUUGUGCAUGCUUUCGAGCCUGCAUUGCUGGCCGCCGAAAAACACUUGCAGCCUUGA